GUCUCUCUAGGCUCUCAGCCAAGUCAACCAAACCCCGCAGCUCCCAAAGUUUUCCAAUGGCCUCCUCCGUCGUCACCCUCAACGUCGGCGGCGAGGUCUUCCAGACAACCGUCGCCACGCUCUCCCGCGCCGGCGCCUCCUCCCCUCUCGCCUCGCUCGCCCCGACCCCGGCCUCCGCGCCGCACUUCCUCGACCGCGACCCGCGCCUCUUCGCGACCCUCCUCUCCUUCCUCCGCCGCGGCCGCCUCGCGCCGACGUCGCCGGACUCGGAUCCCCCCUCCCCGGCGCUCCUGGCCGAGGCACGCCACUUCGGGGUCGAGGGCGCGCUCCUCGCCUCGCUGUCCCCCGCCUCCGCCUUCUCCCCGCUGGCCCUGCGGCCCUCCGCGCUGCUCCCGCUCGCCGGCCGCGUGCCCCCGUCCGCGGUGGCCGUGCCGCCCUCCCCGCAUCCGGCCUCUGUCUUCGCCGCGCAUGGCGGGGUCGUCACUCGGUUCGACGCCGCGCUCGCCUCGCGCGGCAGCGUGCUCACGCCGCUCCCCGCCGUGGAUUCCCUCGUCGCGGUGUCCCCUACACUCGCCCUCGCCGGCGCACGCGAUUUCGCAGGGGUGCACCUCUGCCUGUACCCGGAUGAUGCCCCCGCCACGGCUCGCGAGGUGCUUUCCUGGCCAGGAUCCCCCUCCGCCACCGUGCUGUCGAUGGCAGCCACUUCUGCCACCGAAGUGUCAUCCCCUUGGCUGUUCACCAGCUUCGAGUCGGCACGGCGGAACUCGAGCGCUGUAGUGACGUUUGACAUGAAUUCCCUCUCACCUGUGGCAGAAAUUGGCCGGAAGGAGGUGUAUGGUGCGGACGUGGAGGCAGCCAUCCCGGCUUCCAGGCUCAGCUGGCUUGGCAGGCACAAUCUCCUGCUCGCCGCUGGGUCGCACUCUGGUCCUGCCGGAGUGGUGGGGGACAUUUGCCUCUGGGAUGUUCGGGCGAGCGCGACUGUGCCAGUGUGGGAGUUAAGGGAGAAGGAGGACUGCUUCGCAGACAUUGCCGCAUCAGAGGCACUGUCAUCGUUGUUCAAGGUGGGGGCAGCAUCCGGUGAAGUGUUCAUGGCUGACUUGAGAAUGCUCGGUGGUGGUGGCAUUAGCAUUGAACCGUGGGUGUGCAUUGGAGAUGGGCAGAGAGCAGCAGCUGCGGCAUCUGCAGGCAGAAAGGAGGGGAAUGGUUGCAGGAUUGAGUGCUAUCUCAAUUGGGUAUUUGUGGCGCGCGGUGGAGAGGUUGAGGUGUGGACACAGGUGGAAUUGGCUCAAGAAGCUGGUGGGAAGAAGUUGAUGAGGAGGAAUUGGGUGGGGAAUGGACCAUCCUUUGUGAUUGCAGGCGGAAGUGGCCACGAGAGUGUGAAGGAGAAGACCAAGAUUGUGAGCUGGGCCUUUGGAGGCAGCAGGAUGGCAUUGGCGAGGGAUGAUAAGCGGUCCAUUGAGGUGUGGGAUAGUGCACCGGCGGCUAUAUCUUUCAACCCCUAACCCUGAAUAGAGGAAGAAGACUACAAAUGUGCAAUAGUCUCAAUUUCACCUUGGAUGGAGCAAGUUGGGAUCUUCAGGUGGUAUCAUAGGUUACUGCCCCUCUACGCACCGCCACCGCGAAACCAUGACAAAGUUCCCGUCACCCAUUAGUCCUAGUGGGAUCUCGUGUCAUUCUAGAACUGAAGUUCGCAAGGGCGAUACUUUGGUCAGAUAUCUAAACGACUGAACCAGAAACCUCCAGUGCAGAUCUGAAUUUUGAAGCCGAAACUUCUUACCUGAACAACAGCACAUUGUAGGCCCAUUAGAUGUUGCUUUGCAAAGUUCUACAAGUUGCAAAAUGAUUAUUUUGAGUAAUAGCAUAUGCACUACUGAAAUAAUGAUAGUAGAGCAAUAUAUGAAUUGGCAUUAACACUCCAGAUAUUAUGCAGUAAAUCAGGCAACAGGAUCAGCCGAUUUUAAUGUUAAGAAAUAUUAUAUACCUUAUGAAUUCAGAUGCGAUUUUGAGAUUCUUUGA
This is a messenger RNA of Oryza sativa Japonica Group (Japanese rice), 2016 nucleotides long. RefSeq names its product BTB/POZ domain-containing protein At5g41330. Gene Ontology annotation, biological process: protein homooligomerization. NCBI's taxonomy places the organism in Eukaryota, Viridiplantae, Streptophyta, Magnoliopsida, Poales, Poaceae. The record is from RefSeq and is a predicted model, not a curated record.